Messenger RNA from Aspergillus puulaauensis, 777 nucleotides. Its product is annotated as basic helix-loop-helix domain-containing protein. Gene Ontology annotation, biological process: regulation of transcription by RNA polymerase II. The record is from RefSeq and is a predicted model, not a curated record. The transcript has 2 exons. Gene Ontology annotation, molecular function: DNA-binding transcription factor activity, RNA polymerase II-specific; protein dimerization activity; RNA polymerase II cis-regulatory region sequence-specific DNA binding. The coding region runs from base 1 to 777 and encodes 258 amino acids. Lineage: Eukaryota; Fungi; Ascomycota; Eurotiomycetes; Eurotiales; Aspergillaceae.
AUGGCUUCUUUUCCACAACCAGACCAGCAAACGUCAGAUAAUUCGUCAAGGCGGCUUACCGUGGCCCCGUUUGGGUGGCAAUUCCUUAGUGAGCAAGAUGCUAGUCGAGAAAAUAUAGUCUCUCAAUCCACAUCCCCUGAUCGAAAUACUGUUGCAAGCAAGGAUGCUUCGACGCCGGGAGGACGAAAAUCGAGACGUCGGCGCGAGGUUGAAUAUACAUCCGCAAAUCAAGGAGAAUAUACAAGCUCACCCGAGCCAGUACCGAAUCAUCAAAUCCUACCUAGUCAGAACGAGGUCCCUACACCGAGAGCAAGUUCUCCUGAUAAUGAGAGACCAUCGCUGUUCUGGGGCUCCGAUCCUUCUUUUGGUCCAACAGGAUACAACCCCCAUCCUGAUACACCCACACACGAGUUCAUGGAGCACGAACUCACCGAGACGUAUUUCAACUUUGUCGACUUCAGCGUGGAGGAGUUUGACGCGGCAGACUCACACAAUGAUUCACCUGAGGCGGAAGUGGGCAAACAAAAGGUCGCGGCAAAUUUGGACGUGGUCCCUUCCUCCAGGCGGAGGUUACAGCAUAUCGUGUCUGAGCGCAACCGUCGCACGCAGCAAAGUAAGCUGUAUGAUGAAAUAUGCGAUCUUGUUCCAGGCGUGUCUAUUAACCGAUACACGAAGAGGGAGGUGCUGAUACGGACGGCGGAGUGGCUGGCAAAUAUGGCGGAAGGGAACCGAAACUUAAGGGAGCAAUUAGACACGCUGAAAGGUGCAUCUCCGUGA